This is a messenger RNA of Solanum dulcamara, 2177 nucleotides long. RefSeq lists its product as uncharacterized. The transcript is spliced from 4 exons. Lineage: Eukaryota; Viridiplantae; Streptophyta; Magnoliopsida; Solanales; Solanaceae. The record is from RefSeq and is a predicted model, not a curated record. The coding region runs from base 831 to 1736 and encodes 301 amino acids.
UUACCUCAUUUUUCUUCUAUUCCUACAUCUAUCUAUAUGACUUCUACAUCUUACAGAAAGCCAAAGACAUGAGAUAGAAGAUGAUUCAAGAAACAAGAAAGUCCACCGCCACUCCCUAAACACCCAACCCCACUCCAUCCCCACCCCCACAAAAUCAAGAAGAGUACACACCAUCAAACUCUCUCUAAUGGCCCAGCUGGACCAAAAAUUAUGCAUAGGAAGAAAAACUCCAAAAAAAAAGGAAAGAAAUCAAGAAUGGCAAAAGGGGAGAUUUCUUCAAAGUCCUCUAACCAAAAGACACAAUUUUUACCACAAAUACCCUUUCUGCUACAAACCCCUCACCCCACCCCCCCACCCGGCCCAACAAUAAAAAUACCCAUCCCACCCCCCUUUCUCUCCAUCUUCAUCACUAUCUUAAAAGAACAACAAACAAGAAACACAAUGUUUUGUGUAUUAUGUACUAUUACUGUUUUUUCUUUUUCCUUCUUUUUUCUUGUUUACCGGUUUAUGUGGAUUUGUCUUGGUCAGAGUUUUUUUUUUCCUCACAACAAUACACUCUCUAUCUCUUCUCCACCCCCACCCCCCAAACCCCCAAUUGUGUCUGUCUUUUCUAUUCUUUCUCUAUUACCCUUCUUUCCUCUUUCUUACCCUAUUUGUAUUGUAUUAUUGUUCUAUCUUUUCCUUUCACACGCCUCUUUUCUCUUCUUUUUUCUCUUUUUCUCUCUUCUGCCGCCAUACCCUUUUCUUGAUUUUGUCUAUUUGGUCCAAAGAUUGGUUCUUUUUUGUGAUUUAAGUAUUGGUUUGCUUGAUUUCUCUGUGAUUUGAUUGAUAUGUCUAAGAAGAUGAAAAGGGUUGCUUUAGAAUCAUCACCUUAUGUGGUGUUUAAGGAUAAUAAGGCUAGAUUCAAGCAUCAGACUCUAUUACAGGACUAUCAAGAACUCCAUAAGGAAACUAAUUACACGAGGGACAAAUUGGAAGCCGUGAAGAUGAGGAAACAAAGAUUACUUGCUGAAGUUCAUUUCUUGCGCCAAAGACACGAAUACCUAUCGCAGAUGAAGUCAUCAAGCCAUCCGGAAGAGCAAGAACGAGCAGCGCUGCCGAACUUUGAGUUUUACUGUAAAAAUGGGGUGAAAGAUCGAUUUCCCAGCAAAAAGGAGGCAAAGCAACACAAACUGCCCCCUCUUCCUGGGAUGAAACAAAAAGUGAGGAUUCAAGUUGCAAAGGAACCUUCUUUGCAGAAGAUGCCUUUUGAUAUUCUUGUGAAUCAUAAGCAGGCAUUACAUAUUGAGAAAGACGCUGUUCAGCGUAGUACAGUCUCAAGUUUGAAGUAUAAAUCAAGAGUAUAUAGUGGUAAGGAAGUGCUACUCCGAAAAGCAGCUCCAGCAUUUGAUUUGAAUCAGAAUGACAGGUCAUUCGCUGGGAAUGGUUUUAUUUCGAGGAGCACCACACCCAUCUUUGAUUUGAAUCAGGAAACUGGUCAUGGCGGGAAAGAUGUUGUAUUGCCUGGUCGAGCUCCAGUCAUUGAUUUGAAUGAAAUCUCGAUUGGAGAAGAGGAGCCCCAAGCUAAUUUUGAAACAUUGAACUUUGAGGAGCCAAAGAGAGGAUUAAUUCAAAACAUGAAUGAUGACCAGCACAGAGACUUAAAGUUAUCGAUAUGCAGAAAUGUGGGAGAAGGAACUUCUCAUGUUGAGAAGCGGAAAAUAUCGUGGCAAGAUCCUGUUGCUUUGAGAGUUUGAUCCAUCCUUCAAUUUUCAAUAAAUACCACUCAUAACUUUUGAUCUAGGACGAGCGCUAUUGAAGUUGUAGCUUAUCCAAAGAGGUCUCUACUGAUCCUCGUGGAUUUCUCAGUUAUUAAAAAAAAUACCAAUAGAGGUCUUUUUUCUCCUUAAUAUGUAGGUGUGCUUUUUGCCUUUUUGUAUAAAGAAAAUUUAGAUAUAUCUAGUGAUAAUGAUACCCAUGCUAUAUUUGAUUGGCAAUAAUGAAAAUAUAGUCAACAUAAUUGGUUCUCUACAUUAAGUAGAAUAUAUUUGUCAGUAGUUCCCUUGAAGAAUGCUAUCUUUAGAAUUUUGUUUUGGCUUUCUUUACUUUCAGUUUUCUUUUCUCGAACUGUUUUGAUAUGUUUUUCCCUGAAGUAAGGGUCUAUUGGAAAUAAUAACUCUCUACUCAUGGUUUGCGUA